Eupeodes corollae is the source of this 4359-nucleotide messenger RNA. RefSeq names its product A disintegrin and metalloproteinase with thrombospondin motifs adt-1 (gene stl). NCBI's taxonomy places the organism in Eukaryota, Metazoa, Arthropoda, Insecta, Diptera, Syrphidae. Gene Ontology annotation, molecular function: metalloendopeptidase activity. The transcript has 15 exons. Gene Ontology annotation, biological process: proteolysis; extracellular matrix organization. Gene Ontology annotation, cellular component: extracellular matrix. The record is from RefSeq and is a predicted model, not a curated record. Bases 1027 to 4251 code for a protein of 1074 amino acids.
GGUUACGCUCGCAGUAAAUGAAAAUGGGAAAAUGGAUUUCCAUUUUCAUACCCAAACCGAGCAGAAUACUUUUCAUUCGUGCUUGAACCACCGUUGUGUUCAGAAGUGUUUUUUGAUAUAAAAAUUAUUAAUUACAAAUUUUGCUAAAAAAGAACACCUCCUUUUGUAUAUCUCGUAUCUUAAUAACAACAUUUUUAAAUUCAAAAUAAAAAUUUAAUUAUUCCCAAGUUUGAAUUUUAAGAAUGGCAGCUUUUUAUAUUUUGUAUUAUUAAGUGGACUUUUUGAAGAUAAAAAUUCUAAGCUUUAAACCAUAAAACAACAUAGUGUUUCGGUUGAGAGGUUUUGGCAUAACAUAAAUUAAAAAAAAAAGAAAAUAUUAUUUUUGCUUCAGUGUUUUAAUAUGUAGUUAUAUUUUUCGUUUGUUUGCUGUUUAUGAACUUUAAAUUAGCCUCAGAAAUGUUUACGCUCAAGACAUCACUUACAUUGUGUUUCAUACCAACAUUAUUUAAACCAUCAUAAACCCCAAGCUCCAAAGAUACCAAUUGCAUUUGAAGCAUGACAUUUAGUGCACAGAAAUUACCGACAAGCUAUAAGCCAAGUUAAGACAAAGACUUUAAGAGGUUUCUCCUAAUGAAUCAAGAAAAAUCAACAAUUACCAAUUAAUUAGUGCAUAAAACAAAUAAUUGUUUUCUGCGUCUUGAUCCGUUAGCAACAUUGUUGCUAAAUAUUUGUGUUUUUCUUUUCGCAUUUCAAUUUCAAUCAAAAACUACAUUUUCGAGAUUUAAGGAAUUCAUCAAUGAAAACUUUAACAUUCUGCCAAAAAUGUUGUAUAAUUUUGUUCGAAAAUCGGUGCUAAUUAAUAAAGAUUUGGUGCAAUUUGAUUCGAAUAUAAUAAAAUAGAUUAUAAUGUGAUUUGAAUUGAGGAAAGUUGUUUAAGAAAAAGUGUUGCGUGGAGUGUGAAUUUGUUUUUGUUGUAUGUAGCUGAAUGAUAAACGACGCGUAGUUAAGUGUCUUUUGGUUGAUGCGAUGUUCUCAUUUAGUAUAAUUUUUGGAUUUCUACUGCUGCUUGGAGUCUUGAGCAUCUACGUCAAUUGUCUGCACAUCAGUGUGAAGCGGAAGAACUAUGUUCACUUGAAUGGAGUUAAGAUAGACGCAAACUCGUUGCACAACCAUUUGGAAGAACAUGAGAAGGAAUUGAUUUUUGGAAAGUCCGGACAAAAAGGAGAAGUCAAACUGGUUCAAAUCGAACGUCGUGACCAGCAGCGCCAUAAACGAUCUGCCCAAAGUGAAAAAGAUAUCUCCCUACAGAUUCAAGAUAAUGGUAAACUGGUUGACCUGAAGCUCCAGCAGGCCGAGAAGUUAGUCGACGAUGCAUUCAUUUUUAUCAGACGGACUGCAAACACUUCACAGUUCAUUGAAAAUUCGCAUAAAUUGGCUGUGAACUAUGAAAGAUGUUUUUAUCGGAACGCAAAUUCAGCACUUGACCUUUGUGAUGAUUCUAGCUUGCGUGGAAUAGUGUAUCACAAUUCUACCCAUCACAUUGUACAUCCAUUGCCUGAACGAUUUGGUACCGGUAGCCAUGUUAUUGUCGAGUUCAAUGGUGGACUACAUUCAGAUAUUGAUCUCGCCGAAGGUAUUCAUUUUGAACCGCAUAAAGAUUCAUUUGAAGCUUCAGCACACGACGAGGAGCAGAGUUCUGUCCAUCAUCACAGCAAGAGAGGACGUAAUCAAAAUAAUAGAUUUCCAAAGGGUAAUCGUAAGCGAAGACGACGUCGUCGGCGGCGGCGGCACAUAGGACGGCAGCCAUGGAAAAUUCCGCAGGUGCUUUAUGUAGAAACAGCGAUCUUUGUCGAUCGAGAUCUCUUCAAGCACAUGGCCAAGAACUUUCCAAGAAAUACCGAAAGUCAGUUGGUACGCUUUGUGCUGGCAAUGAUAAACGGGGUCCAAUUGCUCUACAAUCACCCAUCGCUGGGACAUCGAAUCAAUUUCGUGUUGAAACGUCUGGAGAUCUUGCACCCACAUCCGAAGGAUCUCAGACAAUCGAGUGAUAUAGAUACUUAUUUGAAUAAUUUUUGCAUGUGGCAGCGUAAUUUUAAUCCACCUUCAGAUGUUGAUCCACUUCAUUACGAUCACGCCGUGAUAUUGACAGGUCUCGAUUUAUACGUCAUUGGUAAAAAUGGAAAGGUGAGUAACCAAGUUGUUGGCCUGGCCCCAGUUGCAGGAAUGUGCACCACCACAUCAUCCUGCACAAUAAAUGAGGGAAAACACUUUGAGAGCGUUUUUGUAGUAGCUCAUGAAAUUGGACACAAUCUAGGAAUGCGUCAUGAUACAAAUGAAAACAGCUGUGAUCCAAGUUUGUACUUAAUGUCACCUACCUUAGGCAGUGGCAAGAUCACUUGGUCAAAAUGCAGUAGAACAUACCUAAAUACAUUCCUUGAAUCAGGUCAGUCGAAAUGUUUAUUUGAUCAUGGUCAAGUCAGUGUAAAAUAUGAUCAUGCUGCUGAAGGUAUACUGCCUGGGGAACGAUUCGAUGCAGAUCAACAAUGCAUGCUGAAAUAUGGAAGGGAUAGUGUACGAUCACCUAACCAAAUUAUCUCCGAUGUCUGUCGAGAUCUACACUGCCAAAGGGAUCGGUACACUUGGACAUCACAUCCUGCCUUGGAGGGCACUUCAUGUGGUGAAAUGAUGCGAUGCCGCAGUGGAGUUUGUUCCAUGAAAGCCACUGUUAUGGAAUCAUAUUCUUCACCUAGGCAAAGUAAUCCGAUUAAAUCAAAUGAAAAGAUGAACUUAUUGGAAAAUGAUGAGAAGUCUGACCGUUUGAAUCAGGGAUAUAAUAGCUAUUUCACCAAACCGCCUACUUGGAGUGAAUGGGGUGAUGCUAGUGACUGUGAUUCUGGAUGUUUGUAUGGUGCAUCCGGUCGUCUGAGAGAGGGAAGUACUGGACUGAAAACCUAUGUGAGGAGGUGCUUGGAUCAUAGACGUCGUUGUCAAGGUCGAGAUAAGAAGUUUGAGUCUUGCAUUGCUAAACAGUGUCUUACCAUUCCCAAGAUGACUAUUGAAGAAUUUGCUACAAAUAUCUGCGAGAGAGCACAAAAAUUCGACUCCGAUCUUACUGGAGAAGGUAUACAAAUCGUCGGUAAUGCAGAGGAAUCAUGCAAGGUUUUCUGUAAGACAAAAUCAAAUGGUACAAAAUCUCGAAAUUGGAUCUACCCUCAUGGCACGACAUGUCGUUCAAAAGAAUUCAAUUUCGAUGACACGUCAUUUUGCAUUGAUGGUCGUUGCGAGAGAUUUUCGUGCGAUAACUCAACUAAAAAUUAUUUCAAAAUGGAUCCUUAUUUUUGUCCACAACAUCCGAGAAUGAACGAGGAGGAGUCUAAGAAUUUAAACAACGUUUAUAAACGUUCAGGGGAAAGGCGAUCUUUUAAAACAAAUUCAGGAGCCCCAGUUCCUGAGCGGAAUAAAUAUGAAAAUGAAGUCGUAGGUAGGAAUUUCCAAACUUCUCGUCCAAAAUGGAAGUCCGAUUCGUAUCAGAAUCAGUGGAAGUAUCCAAUGAGUUUGAAUGAGAAAGAUCCUCAAGAAAGCGAGUGGGAAGUCAAGUCCGGAUGUCACUCAAGUUGCAUGGAAAAGUCUAAAGGAGUCCAAGUUAUAACAUCGAGAAAAACAAGGGCUAGCAGCAUUCAGCUCUGCUCUCACAAAGUCAAGCCUUGUGAUCGUCUGCAAUCCACCACUGAAUUCGCAGAGUCAACCUGCGGACGAUACUCACGUAAGGUUAGAGGUUUAUCGGGAUACGGUAUGCAGAUCUCGCCGAGUGUCUACGACCCGGAUCGAAGUUGUCGUGUUGCAUGUCAAGAUGAAAACCUGCCACAUCGGUUCUACAUAGUCAAUGGAAACUAUGGACAUUUUCCACUGGGAACAAAAUGCUCUCCGUCAGAUGAACGAUAUUGCGUCAAUGGAAAGUGCUUACAAUUUGGCGCAAAUAACAUAGCAUCUACUCAAUCACAUAUAAGUCUGGCUCUAUUCAGAAGUAAACGUGACUUAACGUUCACCCAUAAAGAAGUUCAAGAUAGCAAAAGCCUUAUUAGCUCCGCACCUGUUCAAAUAACAGAAUUGCUGACACAGGACUUUUUAAAUAGUAUUAUAAAUAGUCUUAAUAAUGAAUCACGGAGUCUAGACGAUGACUCCUUAUCGAAUGAUCACAUCGAAUUUACAAAUCCUAUUCACAUCUCAAAAGACGAACUGAUUACGGAAUAGAUAAAUUAAUUAUAAUAAUAUAUUAGUUUAAGUUUUUUAUUUAAGAUUUAAGAAUAUUUUAUACAUUGUGAAGUUAUAGAAAUAAAUUGAUUUAGUUAGAGGUUUUAA